This is a messenger RNA of Laetiporus sulphureus 93-53, 1380 nucleotides long. RefSeq lists its product as uncharacterized. NCBI's taxonomy places the organism in Eukaryota, Fungi, Basidiomycota, Agaricomycetes, Polyporales, Laetiporaceae. The record is from RefSeq and is a predicted model, not a curated record. The coding region runs from base 1 to 1380 and encodes 459 amino acids. The transcript is spliced from 5 exons.
AUGCAGCCAUCGGACAAUAGCAAACACUCGACCAAAGCAACUCUCGAUCUUGCCUCAACUCAGGGUGCUGCGCACCAGGCGGAUCUGCCAGCAUCGGAACCUGACAAGGGCGAAACGAAGGCGACCACCACUUUAUCAAUCGAGGAGAGCGAACAACCAAAGAUGACGCGUAAACCAUCAUCCUCUUCGGUGGGGCCCGACAAAGAGAACAUUGUAAGAAAGCAAAAGCGUGUCGUACCAGCUACGGAUUCGGUGGCACAAAGAGAAAUACCCACAAGAAGCAAGAGAAAGGCGGCAGACAUGGUCGAAGGCACCGACGACAUCGAUCAUGAGCGUCUGCUCAAACGGCUAAAGCUGGGAAGCCACAACUUCAACGAGACUACGGACACCGACAGCGAGAACGAGGUCGCCCGAUUUCUCCCGAUCCCCACAUGUCUAUUGACAAAGAUUACCGUCGGUGUGGAUGUUGAGUCGCGGACGCCAACGAAGAAAUCCGAUAACGAUCCCGCGCAAAAAGAUAUCCUCACUUCGACCAGCGUGCGCGCUGUCUCCAGCGAUCUCGACAGUUCAUCCGUACGAAAAGAGAAAUCGUCAUCUGAGCCACCCCCAGAGUGUGCCGACGGCCAAGACUCGCCAAUCAAAGAUCAUCGUGCAGUUUCUCAAUCUUCUGUUCGCGAGCCGACUCCAAAGACAUCCGUUACGGCUGGCAAAGAGUCGUUGCAGAGCUCGACCGCUUCAGCUGUUUCGAACACUGAAGAAGGAGCUCAAGUCACUGCCUCAGAGGAGAUCCAGGCAGUUUGCGACAGAUCGGACAAGAUUUGCCAUGAAGAUGUCGGUGCAGACAAGCCUUCAGCAGAGGACACGUACGAGGAGAAUGAUGAGAGUGAUGCUGAGUCGUCCUCAUCAGACCCGGAUAUUGACUAUGAACUUGCUGUGGUUACCGAUUCUGACGAUUCUGACACAGAUUCCGAUGAUGACGACGAGCCAGUUGACGAAAGAGGGCACGACGAUGAUCCUGAAGAUAAUGAACCCCCAGAAGCGAUUGAAGUCAAGCCCAACACUUUCCAGCGGCGCACUGAGAUAUCGAUAUGGCGCUAUGCAUGCAUUUACCGUAUCGAACCCUACAUUUUCGAAUACAGGGACAGGAUUUCCGCGAGUGUCGAGGCCGAAGAGAAACGAUAUCAAGCAAGAAUCAGGGGUGAUGUUUCAAAGGAGCACGUCUUAAAGCCGCCGGAGUUCUGGAGGAUACCGUUGACGAAGAUCAAUCGCGAUUUCGAUAUACGUCCCGAUUACAAAUCCCAUGGGACGCCUGCACGACCACCAUCGCCCGCACGAGGGAUCGUCGCUCGGAGAUCGCUUGCAUUGCGAUGUCCCCCGUGA